AUGAUAAUUUUUAAGAGGAAAGGAGAAAGUGGGAAGAGCUUGAAGCCGAUCGUGGUGGCUUCGCCCUUUGUGGGGGAUUUUUAUCAGAGAUGUUUUGGAGGGAAUAAAAAGAGUGAAGUAAAUGAAUUUCAGAGGAGUUUGCUUUCAAAAUCUACGCUAAAUUCUACAAGCUUGGCUUUGAAUCAAGAGAUGUCAAAUUCAUUGUCGACAAACAAAAAAGACCAAGAAGAAUGUAAGGAUGAGCCAUCUAAAAUUAAAUCAGAGUUCAUACCCUUUCAGAUCCUAAAAUUAGAAGAGAUGAAGCCUCAUCUUCUUAAGACUUGGAAGAGGGAUGAAAAGUACAACUCAGAUGGAACUUUAAAGAAAAGCAAGGGUAGGAAAAGGAUAAAUGUGCUGGAGUUCGAAAAUUUGUUCGAACUUAUCCACCAACAUGUUAUCCCUCAAUGGAAAAAGUACUUGGUCAUUAAGUCUGUCAAGACUUAUAAAAAUAACGACCAGAAUCCUAGGAGCGAUAUUUUAUGGAAGAAAAUAAUUAGAGACGUCAGAGAAUUUUAUCGUACUCUCUUCAGGAUGAGAUUUCAUUACCUUGAUUAUAAAGACCUGGAGUCAGCAAGAAAAUGUGUUAAUAUUUUAUUCGAAGAGAUUGGAAUUCCAAUAGAGCCAGAAUACUUCGAAGAUCCUUCCCUGUUUACUUUCUUACAUCAGACUCACAAAGGAACUGAAAGCCGUUUGUUUUCAGACCCUGAAAAUGAAGUCUGGUUGUCUCCCUUUAAGGUGAUUGAAAAGUUCAAUAGCUCUUUUAAGAAAUCUUUCAUGAGCGACAAACUAUGAGCAAGACUGUUUUACUUUGUAUACGCAAAUUAUGUCGAAGAAUACACUGAACUGAUCAACCCUAAAUAUAAAGAAGAUCUCUCCUCAAUUAUUUGCUUAAUCCUCAAAUGCUACACCAAAAUGACUGAAUAUAAUCAGUUGCCAAGGGUAAACUUUCUAUCAAUGUAGCAACAGAAGUAUUUAUCAUCAAGAAUAAAUAAUUGAGUCCUAUACUUUCUUUCAUCUUCAUUUAUA
This is a messenger RNA of Moneuplotes crassus, 1065 nucleotides long. Lineage: Eukaryota; Ciliophora; Spirotrichea; Euplotida; Euplotidae. The record is from the annotation of a GenBank genome assembly.